AUGCUCGACGUCAUCCAAUCCGUGGAAUACUAUCAGGACGACGAAUUUCUUACAAAAUCACCACUCUUAGAAGCCCGAAUUGUAAAGGCAACACCAUCUCCGACGCCACCACCUCUCGUAACAACAGUCGUCCGCCACCUACCCAGCCGACAGAGUAUCCGAACUCGGCCUACCCAAGGGGAUUGGGUACUCAUUCGUGAGAUGGACCCUAAUCAACCAGACAUUGCCCAAAAAGCAAGCGAGCAGGCCCUGAAUUCCGACUCUGACUCCGAUCCUGAACAUGGUUCAGAAGACGACGAGAUGCCAGAUGCCGACUCUCUCAACACGGCAACUGCCCCGUCCGUCUCCAACAAUGGUCAGUCGGUGCCGCCAACUCAGCAACCCACCUUACUAGAAGUGCUUGGCUCAGCACCCGAUCCAAAAGCGACAGCUACUCACAGAGACUCAGUGAUCGAAGACGAAGUCACUAGACCUUUUGGCCUCGCAGCAGACAGGCGCACGUCUCAAGCAUCAGCAACCCGCAUAGCACCGAAUAGCCUGCGGCCUACGACAAAUGGAAUAAAUAGAACGCCGUCUAUCUCAACCGCAUUGUCCAACGUGUCAUUGCAGCCACCAACCCAAUUGACACAAGGCUUGGCAAACGGUCUUUCCCAAGAACAUGAAUCAGCAACAUCCCCCGGUCUACGACAACUAACGAUUCCGCGACCGAGGGGGCUUUCGGCGGAUACCCUGCCAGCAUUACAGGCCCCAUCACCUGCGCGUGAUGCAACAGCAGGCUCACCUAGUCAACAGCUACCUUCAUUCCGGCACAUGGAUGAUAUAGCGAGAUCAGCAACGAGUGAUCAUGAAGCAACUAGAUCCAAUAGCAUCAGCUUCCCACAUCGACAAUCCGUAUCUUCAGUAGGACAGUCACCAACAUCGAUAGCGCGUCAAUUGUCCAUCAGCUCUCAUUCUCCGGCAACACCAUUUCCUCCACUAAGUGCCUCUUCGCCCAUGAGUGCCCAUGAAUUACCACAUCGAGGCGACUUGUUCCUACGCACCUCCGGAGGAGGAGCAUUUGGUACGGAUGCUCGGAGGCCUUCGCAUGCAGCAUCAGACAACAGUCCUUACACAGCCACACUGCACUCUGCAUCGACCAGUGACAGCUAUCAGAGCUCGGAAGGCCUCAGCCCUGGUGCACAGCCAACGCCCAUCGAACCACGGCAAAGACAUAUGAGUUUGGAUGGCGCGCUCGCAUCAAGAGUGCUGCCACCUCCACUGAACUCCGGCUUACAACAACAAACGACUCCUCAUAUUGUUGGAUGUUUCAAAUGCGACUAUCCAGGCUGCACUGCUGCUCCUUUCCAGACGCAGUAUCUCCUCAAUUCACACACCAACGUACAUUCGUCAAACCGGCCACACUACUGUCCAGUAAAGGACUGCCCGCGAGGCGAGGGCGGUAAAGGUUUCAAACGGAAGAACGAAAUGAUACGGCACGGGCUCGUGCAUCAGUCACCUGGCUAUGUAUGCCCAUUCUGCCCAGAUCGCGAACACAAGUAUCCGAGGCCAGACAAUCUGCAGAGACACGUACGCGUACAUCACACUGAUAAAGACAAAGACGACCCCCAGCUCCGAGACGUCCUUGCUCAGCGACCUGAAGGUGGCAGUCGGGGGCGAAGAAGACGUGUAAGCGACUCUGGUCAUUGA
This is a messenger RNA of Alternaria atra, 1686 nucleotides long. RefSeq lists its product as uncharacterized. Gene Ontology annotation, biological process: regulation of transcription by RNA polymerase II. The transcript has 4 exons. The coding region runs from base 1 to 1686 and encodes 561 amino acids. Gene Ontology annotation, cellular component: nucleus. Lineage: Eukaryota; Fungi; Ascomycota; Dothideomycetes; Pleosporales; Pleosporaceae. The record is from RefSeq and is a predicted model, not a curated record.